CUCCGGCAACAGGCAACAGCUACCUUAAAAUUAUUCUUCUGCGACAACACUACCUUCGAACUUGAUUUCUGGUUUUCUUCUUUCAAUAUGUCGGGUUUUAUAGCGAGCUGGUUAACGCCGACGUCUCUUUUCCUCCUCCUCAACUUCGUCAUCGGCACCAUCUUCCUUCUCUCACUCCUUUCUCCUCCCAAAACGCCGCCUCACUACGGCGGCGGUUACGACUCAGCUCCUCCGACUCUCCAGCGAGCUCCGUCGCUACUCGACCGCGUUAAAUCUAUCAACCUCUCAGCCUUCAAAUUCGACGACGUCCAUCAACAACAUGUGGAUAAUAACAUAGAGCGAGCCCCGUCGAUUCUUGAGCGAGUCAAGUCCAUCGACUUGAACCUCUACAAAUAUCUUCCUGAAAACCCAGACCCGGUCUACGUCGAACAACCACCCCUCAGCCGGCCGCCGUCGUUCUUAGAGCGUGUUAAGUCCAUCGAUUUCAAAUCCUUUUACAGAUCCGACUCGGGUAAACUAAACCCAGAAGCAGUUCAAGAAGAACCCGGUUCGGAAAUCGAUAAGAACAGUACUCCAGUUUACGAUCAUGUAGUAAAGAGAAGCGAAUCGGAGCACAAUCAUGUGAAACAAAGGAAAGUUUCCGAUAAAAUGAAGAAAUCAGCGAGUGAUAAAUCGAGGGCUAAGGCCAAGGAGGAGGAGGAAGAAGUGGAGAGGAGGCGGCCGGCGACGACGAAGAUCGAGAAGACGACGUCGUUCGGAGACGGUGACGAUCAAGGUGUCGAUGUGAAAGCUGAUGAUUUCAUCAACAAGUUCAAGCAGCAGCUUAAGUUGCAGAGGUUGGAUUCUCUGUUGCGUUAUAGGGAUAUGCUCAGAUCGAGAGCAAAGUAACUAAUGUGGGUGCUUUUCGUCGUUCGGCCGGCUUUUGUUCCGAUGUACUUCUACUCCGGCCAGCGAAUGGGGAAGAAGAAGAAGAAGGUUAGAACUUUUUUUUUCGUUCUUACAAUUAAGAAGACUAGAGCCUGAAUGAAACUAAAU
This is a messenger RNA of Hibiscus syriacus, 1035 nucleotides long. RefSeq names its product pathogen-associated molecular patterns-induced protein A70-like. The record is from RefSeq and is a predicted model, not a curated record. The transcript is spliced from 2 exons. NCBI's taxonomy places the organism in Eukaryota, Viridiplantae, Streptophyta, Magnoliopsida, Malvales, Malvaceae. Bases 88 to 888 code for a protein of 266 amino acids.